Messenger RNA from Aegilops tauschii subsp. strangulata, 1081 nucleotides. RefSeq names its product protein CURVATURE THYLAKOID 1B, chloroplastic. The record is from RefSeq and is a predicted model, not a curated record. Lineage: Eukaryota; Viridiplantae; Streptophyta; Magnoliopsida; Poales; Poaceae. Gene Ontology annotation, cellular component: chloroplast thylakoid membrane; thylakoid.
AACGUGUGGUGUUCGCCGCGCCCAAAUCCAACCAAAAUCUUUGCUUCACCCCACCACAAAAAUCCUACUCCCAAAUCACGCCCGCGGUCUUACCCUCCUCCUAGGCAGAACAGAGGCAGUGAUUCCACGGGCCACCACCUACUGCCUACCAUGGCCGCCACCUGCCGCUUCGCCGCGCCACUGGGUCUCGCCCCGCUGCCUCGCAGCUGCGCCGGCGCCAAGAGCGUCGCUUUCUCGAUAGGCACCACCAAGGUAGCUACACGGACACGGAGCGUCGCGGUGAGGGCGGGCGACGGCUCGGCGGAGACGCCGGAAAUCCUCAAGGCUGCGCAGGACGCGUGGGCAAAAGUUGAGGACAAGUACGCCGUGGCCACCAUUGGCGUCGCCGGGCUCGUCGCGCUCUGGACAGCAGUGGGGGCGCUCAAGUCCAUUGACAAGCUUCCUAUCUUGCCUGGUGUGUUGGAGCUCGUUGGAAUCGGGUACACAGGAGUAAGUUCAUCAAGCAUAUGUCCACGUACCUUUUGUCUUUCUGAGAAAGACCAUGUAUAUGUUGUUCGGUUAUUAUCUUCUCUAACAUCACCCAAAUGCUGCUACUUCGUGUUCAUACAGUGGUUCACAUAUCGCAACCUCAUCUUUCAGCCAGACAGGGAAACUCUGAUCAGCAACAUCAAGAGCACUUACAACGAAAUCACUGGGAGCAGCAGCUAAUUAUGCAGCAUUUGCAAGAUGACGUCAGUAAACAGAGGGUAACUACAUCAGUGGGCAACCAUUCAAAAAUCAACAAGUAGUGACAUCUCACAUGGAUGUUACUGUACUUUUCUAUUCCUUUUGGCUUUUGGCUCAAGUGAAAGAAGAAACUUUGCUGGUGAGCUGGUAACUUAGUCCGAAUUUCUAAUCUACAACUAUGAUAUAUUACAGUUCAUUUGCAGACAGGCACACUGUCAAGGUCGAUGUGGGGUUUCAGAUAACAUUAUUGUUGGCUCUAUGUAUUUUAACCAAUUGUAGUCAUAUGAUCAAUCGAUAUCAAAUCACAUUAAUGAACCAAGAAAUGAAUGAACACGUGAAAGUUUCUUACAGUGCA